This is a messenger RNA of Dentiscutata heterogama, 185 nucleotides long. The record is from the annotation of a GenBank genome assembly. Lineage: Eukaryota; Fungi; Glomeromycota; Glomeromycetes; Diversisporales; Gigasporaceae.
CUUGAUGGCAUUUGCACCUUUAUUCUCUACUACAAGAAAAAAUAGGUAUACUGAAUCUGUUGCUCGAUUUUUAUCAGAUCUUCAAAAUAAUCUACAAUUGCUUCAAGAUCUUCAAUUUGUACCUUCUAUUAAUUUAAUAUGGGAAGAAAUCCUUGGGUCAAGACAAAGCUCUAGAAACAUAUGGA